AUGUCAGGCGAGUCGAAAGAUCAACAGUCUCGCAGACUUCCCAUCUGGGCCCUGAGCCCGCGAGAGGAGAAAGAGGCUCGUCAGAACCUCAAGAAAUUCGCUUACGACCAGUGCGGUGAAUACGUGAAAGCCAUGGUGGAAUGCUCGAAGUUGCACGGUCUGAAAUUGUUUCCAGCAUGCGAAUCCCAACGAGACCGUAUGGCAGAAUGCAUACUUUCAUUCCAAGGAGAAACAUUCGUGGACCAGGAGCGAGACAAAAUAGUUCAACGCAGAAUCCAGCGGCUGGAGGACCAGCUUAACCAGCAGCAGCUCCGGCAGAAGGGAGACAACUGA
Lachancea sp. 'fantastica' is the source of this 333-nucleotide messenger RNA. The record is from the annotation of a GenBank genome assembly. NCBI's taxonomy places the organism in Eukaryota, Fungi, Ascomycota, Saccharomycetes, Saccharomycetales, Saccharomycetaceae.